Molecule: messenger RNA, 1297 nt
Organism: Triticum aestivum (bread wheat)
Lineage: Eukaryota; Viridiplantae; Streptophyta; Magnoliopsida; Poales; Poaceae
Product: heavy metal-associated isoprenylated plant protein 41
Exons: 3
Coding region: 264-911 (215 amino acids)
Biological process (GO): rRNA base methylation
Cellular component (GO): cytoplasm
Molecular function (GO): rRNA (uridine-N3-)-methyltransferase activity
Source: RefSeq, a predicted model, not a curated record
GAGGCUUCUCCGGGAAGACUCGAGUCCACACUCCACAAGCUCGGCAGUUCCGACUUCCGAGUGUCCCACGACCCACGCCCACGCCCACUCGCCCUGUUCUUAGCUCGCCGGUGGAGGGGGAGGGCAGGAGGAGGCGCCACCGGAGGAGAAUGCCGCGGCGGUGAUCGCUCCCGAUCGGAGGGGAAAGGCGCCGCCUUCGGCCGCCGUCGACGGGACGCCGGCGGUAGAGCGGGAUCAGGCCAGGCGAUCGGCGUUAGUGGGGGAUGGGAAGGCGGCGAAGGAGGGGGAGCGGGGUCAGAUGGCUGGGCCACUACUCCUCGGCGCAGAGCAUCCUGGUCGUCGGCGACGGGGACUUCUCCUUCUCGCUGGCGCUCGCCGCCGCGUUCGGCUCCGGGGAGAACAUCGUCGCGACGUCGCUGGGCUCCUAUGAAGCUCUGAUAUGCAAGUAUAGCAAAGCAGAGACAAAUGUAAUGAAGGUGGAGAGAAGGGGGGCCACAGUUCUUCAUCGCAUCAAUGCAAAUAAUAUGUCUGGUCACACUUAUCUGAAGUUUAGACAGUUUGAUCGGAUUGUCUUUAAUUUUCCUCAUGCUGGCUUCAAGGGAAAAGAGGAAGACAUGCGUAUGGUCAACUCGCACAGGAAGCUUGUCAAGGGGUUCUUUGGUAACGCGCGACGCCUGCUUCAGCCUUACGGUGAAAUCCACAUCAGCCACAAGAUGGGAUAUCCUUACGAUGCGUGGGAUCUCAAGCGACUGGCCUCGGAGUCGUUUCUUGAUAUGAUUCGGAUAGUUGGUUUCCACAAACACGACUACCCCGGCUAUAACCAGAAGAAAGGAGAUGGCCCAAGGUGCAACGAGCCAUUUUACCUAGGUGUCUCCUGCACAUUUAAGUUCUGCCUGAUGUACUCCUACUAAGCUCUGCCUAAGAGGCAAAGAAGCUGAAGCUGAAGCUGAAUGUGCAUGUUAUUUCUGCAUUUUUGCCAACAUGAGCAGGGCUAUGUGAGCAAUGCUGCGUCGGCAUUUGGACUGCGACUGAAAUGUAGGUAACUAUUGAAGGUGCUUUAACGAGUUGUGGAAAAUAGUUCUUUUGGGGUGAAUUAGUGGCGGUAUUUUGGUGAAGUUGAUGUGGCACGACUUCUCUUGAUGCGAAAAACACCUUUUGAGUGACAUGGACAUGUAGUGCAUGCUGAUGAGUGAAUGAGGUAUCAUCCCAUAUUCCUAUCACUCAUCACUGUGUGGAUUACUAAUAUGUAUUGUGAAUAGUAUGGAACACAUUGUGGUAAAUUGCAUUGGUUUGUCUA